AUGGAAUGGAUCAUGACUAAAGCCAAAUUGGACGAGAUUACAAAGACCUUCGGAGAACCCGAAUUGGAGUAUAAGAAGAGGAUGGUUCAUUGCAGGAAUAUCAAAAAGAUUGGCAAUGUUUUAGGGUUAAACUCGAAAGUGGUGUCGCUUGCGCAGACUGUUUUCAUGCGUUUUUUUCUUAAAAGGAAGUUGGAGGGGGUGAAAACGGAGUAUGUUGUAGCCGCCUCCCUAUUCUUGUGUAUGAAGCUGGAAGACUGUCGAAAUCGUGCUAUCGAAGAGUUGAUUCGCACAACAACAGAAGUGUUACACAUCACCUACAAAAUGGAAGAACGGAUGGUGUUACAGUUUGAGCGUGCGGUGUUGAUUGGAAUAAUGUUUCGGUUGGACAUUGACACGCCACACACAUACCUCAAAAGAUUAAGUGUUUUACUGAAAGUUGAUAUGCAGAUCUCAAUUGCAGCACACAACUUUGCAAAUGACAUGUGUUCAACAUAUUUACCACUUACACAUCAACCGUUUUGUCUUGCAAUUUUAGCGUUCUGUUUCGCAGCAAAGCAGAGUAAAAUCGAGUUGAUGUAUGACGCAGAUUUGCUCAAAAAUGUAUGCAAAGAGCUGAACAUCCCAAUUCCAGAUGAUUCUAAAGACAAAACAGGGCAAAUCAAUCUCCUUCUUUUCUUUACUAUUCGAGCAGACUUUGUGCAACAAGCGAUGACUGCUCUCUAUCUCUUUUACAAGCCGUAA
Entamoeba invadens IP1 is the source of this 741-nucleotide messenger RNA. RefSeq names its product cyclin, putative. Gene Ontology annotation, cellular component: mediator complex; nucleus. The record is from RefSeq and is a predicted model, not a curated record. Gene Ontology annotation, molecular function: cyclin-dependent protein serine/threonine kinase regulator activity. NCBI's taxonomy places the organism in Eukaryota, Evosea, Mastigamoebida, Endamoebidae. The coding region runs from base 1 to 741 and encodes 246 amino acids. The transcript is spliced from 2 exons. Gene Ontology annotation, biological process: positive regulation of transcription by RNA polymerase II.